Molecule: messenger RNA, 2770 nt
Organism: Corythoichthys intestinalis (scribbled pipefish)
Lineage: Eukaryota; Metazoa; Chordata; Actinopteri; Syngnathiformes; Syngnathidae
Gene: apip
Product: APAF1 interacting protein
Exons: 8
Coding region: 91-879 (262 amino acids)
Cellular component (GO): cytoplasm
Molecular function (GO): methylthioribulose 1-phosphate dehydratase activity; metal ion binding
Source: RefSeq, a predicted model, not a curated record
CUUUACACUGUCCUGCAGAGGGCAGGACUGUGCCGUAAGGAAUCCAAAGCUCCCUGAAACAAUCAAGAAGAAGCAGAUUGAAUAGGACGCAUGCGCUCUUCGACGAGAUAUUAUUUUAAUUUUGUCGAUUACAAACUGGAAAUGACAUCUCUGUGUGGAAUCAACAAUGGUGACCAAGAUGCAAGUCAACACUCGGCAGAAAAAGAGGACAAGGAGCAUCCUCGUGUACUUAUUCCUGAACUCUGCCGGCUUUUCUACCAGCUUGGAUGGGUUACAGGGACAGGCGGAGGAAUCAGUUUGAGAAGAGGAAAACACAUCUACAUUGCACCUUCAGGGGUCCAGAAAGAGAGAAUACAGCCAGAAGACAUGUUCGUUUGUGAUGUGGAGGAGCGCGACAUCAGCUGUCCGCCUGCCUGGAAGAAGUUAAAGAAGAGCCAAUGCACUCCACUCUUUAUGAACGCCUAUAGAAUGAGAGGUGCACAGGCAGUGAUUCACACACACUCCAAAGCUGCUGUCAUAGCAACCCUGCUCUAUCCUGGUAAGGAGUUCAGGAUAACACACCAGGAGAUGAUUAAGGGGAUCCGUAAAGGCACCAGCGGCACCAACUAUUGCUAUGAUGACACUUUGAUCGUUCCUAUCAUCGAGAAUACCCCAGAAGAAAAAGACUUGAAAGAUCGCAUGGCACGGGCUAUGGAGGAAUACCCCGACUCGUGUGCUGUCCUUGUUCGCAGGCAUGGAGUGUACGUGUGGGGCGAGUCAUGGGAAAAAGCCAAGACUAUGUGCGAAUGCUAUGACUACUUGUUUGACAUCGCUGUUCAGAUGAAGCAAUGUGGACUGGACCCUUCAAGUUUACCAGUAGAAGAGAAAGGAAUCGUUUGAGGCACCUUUUAAAGAGACGCUUGUUACUAGGGAGGUCAGGAAAGUUCAAUCAGCAGAUUUUAAUCAUUUUCCUUUCAUGGCAUCCCUCCACAAUUUUGACCGUGAUUGCAGAUUCAGAGUUGAAGGCCUCUGAUCCGGAAGGACCUUGAGAGUACAGCUCCAAGCACUGUGGGGAAAAUCACAGUCUUUAGCAUUAAAAUAUCAUUCAGUUAAUCUGCAAUUGUGAUUUUGUGCAUUUACAUAAAUGGACUUGAAAGCAAAAAAAUGAUAUACUGUGUGAUGUAUUGUGUUUAAAAUCAGCAUAUUACUAAAUGAUGUAUGUUACACUGAAUGAAUUGAACUGAACUAACACUACUUUGUUUCAAGACCUAUUGACACUGCAUAAUAAAGAAAUGACACAAAUUAUUUAUUUUUUCUUGGUUACACACUUGCAGGUGAGUGUCUGCUUUGGCAUCAGACAGUGCUACAGUAGUAUACACUUGCACUCCAUGCUUCUAAUCCUCUGCAUACUCAAACAUUGUGGAAAUGAGAGUUGUCCCUUCAAUAAGCUCCCUCUUCUGUCCCAUUUCCUCAACCACUGUAUCUGCUCCAAACAGACUGCAGCCAAAUAAGUCACAAGCUUAUUUAAAUUUAAAUUGUGAGUAUCCUGAAAUGUUCCCAUCACGUCUUCUCACUGAUGAGGAACUCAUGCAAACUAAUUCAUGAAAGAAAUUUAACACUCACCCAUAAAUUGAAAUGACAUUGUGAAGCCCACAAUGUCAACGAAUCUGAUGUCAUAAUGAGACAAAAAUGAAGUGUUGUUACAGUUUUGUUUACUUUGAUAUUGUGUCGCCCGUGGGUGACUUGCGGAGGAAUUAUCUUUAAAAUGCACAUGACAAUGUUUAAGGGAGGGGGAAAUAUAUCCCUCAAAUAUAACCCUCAAGCCUGCAGAUACGACAAAGUCAGGCUUUUCUUGCACUUAUUAUUUGAAUUUUAAUAUGAACAUUUACCACUUGACAUUUGUAUGUAUUUUAUUAAUUGUUUAUUAACUCCCAUAUUGAGGGCAAGAUGUAAACUUUUUUUUUUCCUCAGUAGCCUCGGUGGCAAGUGGAUCCCUAGAGUUACGAGCCACUCAGCAUUUUCACUACCCAUUUCUACAGUAUAUUGUCAGAUAAUGGGGGUUGUGCUCAACCGUGUUCCACAUUUGGUUAAAAAGGUCAGCGAUAAAAAUGAAUUUAAAAAAACUAAAUCAAAAUAGAGAAAACAGUUGCUAAGAUGCAAUACUUGUAGCUUAGUGUGUCUUUUUUUAAGAUUUAUAUUUAUGAUGAGAGUGCAUUCUUUGUGUAUUGCUACCAAAAUGUACUUUUGCUAAGUGAAUUUAGGUGAUGUGACUUUCUACAUGUCUAACAUAGCAUUUUUCUUAUAUUAUGAAACUAAGAAGGUGUAUACUGUUACUGUAUUAAUGAUCAGAUUGUAUAUUAAUUAGUUUUCACAACUGACAUUUACACAGUAAUUCUAUUUGAAUUAGCAUGGUAUAAUCACUUUCUGCAUUAUAGUAUUUCAUUGUUAUACAGAAGUUUACACAUUGACUUGCAGUCAUCGAUUAAGAAUAAGGCAAUUUAGUACAUUGAUAAUGUAUGUUUUUCCUCCUAUGCUGUAUAGACAAAAUCACUAGUUUAACCUAGUUUUGCAUGCUGUAACAGAGUGCUCAAAUCACCUUUUGCAUAUGUAUUUCUGAUUUUGUGUAGUUAUGUUUUACAGUAUUUGAAUUCCGCACUGACUUGGUUAAAUGUCUCAAAACAGUUUUAAACUUGAAAUGGAUUUUUUGUUGUCGUAGUUUUUAAAGUUAAAGCUAAUAAAAUAAAGGAUUAAGACAUAUGGGUUAACAGUAAAGACAGGCAUUAUCCAUUAA